AUGGCUUUAUCUCCUGUCAUGGUAUCGCACGCCACUUCAUAUAUCAUCUCGUCGGGUAUCUUAGAUCUACCCAAGACACCCCCUAUGUGUCGUUUACCGAGCUCACAAAAAUCACGGAUAUUUGAUGAAAUGUUCCCUCCUUCAAAACGAAUCAUGACUCAAAGUCUAUGUGGAAGUUGCCAAAUGAGAAGUCCUUACUUAACCUGUCAGUUUCAAUCCUCCAUGCACUUCACUCAAUCGCAGCUCCCGCAACUCAAAAAUUUCUAA
Molecule: messenger RNA, 267 nt
Organism: Sclerotinia sclerotiorum 1980 UF-70
Lineage: Eukaryota; Fungi; Ascomycota; Leotiomycetes; Helotiales; Sclerotiniaceae
Exons: 3
Coding region: 1-267 (88 amino acids)
Source: RefSeq, a predicted model, not a curated record